GAAUCGAAAGUUAAAAUCAGCGUUGUCAUUAUCUGCUUUAACUUCAACAAUGGAUAAACCCGGGCUGGAAUUGUUAUAUGAACAUAUAACAAAUCAAAUUAAAGAGCCACAAGAUGCAUUAGUGUGUGUAUUACAUUGGCAUAUCAUCAGCAACGGCUUCAAAUGCACCGGAGUUGGGGAUACGCCAUCUAACAAACAGAAGAAAACAGAAAAACUUCCUGCUGGGUGGAACCAAUCCAGUGACGUGUACGUCUUGAAAUAUCAGUCGACGAAACAGGAGGAAAGUUUUACACUCAAAGCCAUCUUAGCUGAUGACACAUUGAUAGUGAACUUUAUGAGAGACCGGGAUGAGAAAGUGGCUAGCAUGCCCAUCAGAGUGGGAGACUAUGUAACUGAUAAUCUGAAAGACUUUGAUGAAGCCUUUAGGAAUCUUUCUGAGCUGACAAAAUGUUUCAAGAAAGAGAUUAUGAUCGAAUUCAGUGCCUCCGGCAGUUCAAAAGAAUCAAGAAAUCUCUCAGAUGAGAAAGCAACACGGUCACGGCCACCGUAUGGUGAAAGCUAUACACAAGGGCCUGAUAGACCUCGUGGUCACCAAUCAAACUGGCCUGACAGACAAGAGCCGUUUGUCUAUGGACGAGGUGACCUUGACCCUCUGGGAGGUGGAGCUGGUGGAAUGAUCAUGGAUCCCCGAGGGACCCAUGGAGCUCGGGGGCCCAGAUUCGGCAUAAGCCCCGGUGGUACCUACCCAGUACAGUUACCACCUGGUGCUGUCCCACCUGGAGCCAGAUUCGACCCAUUUAGUCCCGUGCCUGGUCCUGGAUCAAGACCUAACCCGGAUCACAUGAGGCCUCCAGGUUUUGAUGACAUGCAGAUGUGAGAGCUGGACAUUGUGCCAGGAAGCUACUCUACAUGAAGUGUUUACAGCAGUUACGAAACGUUUCGUACCCGAUUUAUUUUGUCCCCAAUUUGUUUUGUCCUAACCUACACACUAUCAUUCUAUAGCCUAGACGUUUCGUCCCCUGGUCAUUUAGGACAUGUUUUUUGUUGAAUUGUACAUGUAUAUUGUUUGGUCUAUCUUAGUUAGUUCUUCGCUUGGGAGAUUUUAACUUGGUUUCUUUUUUCAAGGUUCAAACAUGCUUACUGUGGGCAUGGAAAGAGUACUUUCUAAAAAUAAAACCCGUUAAAAAACUGUUCUAAAUAUGUUCUGGUCAUUUACACGCUGGUACACACUUUAUAAUUAAUUAUCUCUGCGACAUAGGUUGUUGCGUGACAAUAUUUGAUCAAUCCACAUAUUAUUUAAAUGACUGAGUAUGACUUAAUGUAGUGUAACUAAACAGUAAUAUACAACUCAAAUAAUUAUGUUUAUAAUAAUAUGUUUUAUUGAGAUUAACAGAUAU
Messenger RNA from Gigantopelta aegis, 1397 nucleotides. RefSeq names its product proteasome inhibitor PI31 subunit-like. Gene Ontology annotation, molecular function: proteasome binding; endopeptidase inhibitor activity. NCBI's taxonomy places the organism in Eukaryota, Metazoa, Mollusca, Gastropoda, Neomphalida, Peltospiridae. The record is from RefSeq and is a predicted model, not a curated record. Bases 50 to 877 code for a protein of 275 amino acids. The transcript has 7 exons. Gene Ontology annotation, biological process: proteasome-mediated ubiquitin-dependent protein catabolic process.